CAGCCGUACACGUCGACCCAGCUGCCUAUAAAUAAUAGUAAUCCCCCUAAACUGCCUCUCUAAGCCAUUUAUAUUAUUAGCCGAUAAACAAAUAAACAGUCUCCCUCUCUCUCUUCUUCUCUCUCGCUCUCUCUCUUCGCUGAUCACAGAUUCACAACAGAGAUGAUGACUGUCAGGAGGAAUAACGGGGAGUCGCCGGCGGAGAGGAAAGGGUAUGUGCAUAGCCAGGUGCUGCGGAUUCGGGAGGAGGAUUCGCAUGUGGGCCAGGAUUUCCUUGACGUUUUAAAAGGCUCCGGCUCCGGCUCCGGCGCCGGGGUUGACAAUAGUAACUAUAACUUGAUGAUCAAGAAUAUGGUGGCUGCGGCAGCUUCGUCGCCGGUGAUGAAUGAUGGAGUAGUGGUGUUGUUGACGAGACCGCUGUUGCCUUCCUCCCCUCUUAGCCGUAAGACCACCGUCAAUUGAUUAAUUAAUCGGGCCCCCGUCACAGGGCAGAAGAACAGAGAGAGAUCGAUUGGCGGAUGAGGGAGUUGGUGUUUAUGUUCUUCUUUUUGCUUGUACAAUUUUUACCUAGCUAUGCUCUAGGUCGUGUCAUCCUGUUUUGUAUUGGUUUUUUUCUUUUCUUUUUUUGUCUGGUAAUAUGAGAGCAAGAAAGAAAGGGAGAGGAUGGUAGUAAUGUAAUUAGUACGUGGAAGUCGUCCGUUCUUGUAUAUUGUACAGAACUGAGAUGCUAUUUUCUCUUUGACCAAAACCAAAAGAGACCUAUAUAUGCUCCCUUUGUGUUUAUCUAUUUUGUAAAUAUUAUAGUUUCUAUUUUUCUAUUCUGUCUUAGUGUAUGCUCUCAAAUUAUUGGUCC
This is a messenger RNA of Linum tenue, 853 nucleotides long. Lineage: Eukaryota; Viridiplantae; Streptophyta; Magnoliopsida; Malpighiales; Linaceae. The record is from the annotation of a GenBank genome assembly.